AUGAUGUGUAUGUCUCACUCUAGCAAACUGCGGGAGAAUGACCUGGAUCCCCAGCUUAGAAACGGCUCUUACCAAAACACAGCCAGACUGAAGCCAAAAAAACACAAAGUCUUCGUUUUUUUUACUGUGUUGGACUUGCAUAUUUCAAGAAGGAAAUAACUGCGCUUUCUUGUAAGAAGCUGUUCUGCAGCUAACGCUAACGUUACUUUGGAAACUAGAGGACAGUUAACGUUACAUUAGCUUACUCGAGAGCUAGCUAACGUUCGUACCCCCUACUGUGCAGUUGGCUAACGUUAGCUAUCGCUAUCAACCAACUAGCUAGCCGUCUAGUUGGUGCAAGCUAACAGCGCUAACUAGCGAAAGGUAAACAACUGCAUAGCACAGUUGGGUAGUUACCAGCAUUUCUUUAGUGUUAUUAGGGAGGACAUUCAUAACUAGAUAGCAAGCUUCCCGCUGAAGAACAAAAAACAUUAUAAGUCGUCGCGGCGGGCAGCAUUGGAGGCCAGCGAGCGCCGUCGACCGCGUGCACGGAGGCGCUCCGGCUGCGGAGGAGGGUCCGAGCCCCUUUCCUUUCCUGAGAGCACGGGCCGGCCUCCGGGGAGCGCGCCAUGGCCUCGGUGGUGGUCGUCGACGGCGGGGGAUCGGUGACGGAGUACGCCGGCGCCUCGGAGGACCCGCAGCAGGAUGAGGGGCAGGUGGAGGAGGAGUACCCAGCGGUAAUCGUGGAGACCAUGCCUACCACAGAGGUGGAGCAGUGCUACGCCGCCCAGGUGCUGGUCUACGAUGACGAGACCUACCUGAUGCAGGGCGUUGCAGAGGAACAGGAAGUGGAGACUGAGGUCAUCGAGACGGUCAAUGUGAAUCUGCAGCUCUGGGAGAACAUGGCGACUUCACUGCAUGAGGGACCCGCUAACCAGCUAGAUCUGCUCAUCAGAGCCGUGGAAGCGUCGGUCCACGGUGGUGGCGGCGUCCACUGCUCGGACAAGACCAUCGAGGCGGCGGAGGCCCUCCUCCACAUGGACUCCCCCACCAGCCUGAGAGGGGACCGCAGCCCCGAGGCGGAGCUGGCGGUGCCCCGCGGCGCCACGCCGGAGUUCAUCCACGCCGCCAUGCGGCCGGACGUGAUCACGGAGACGGUGGUGGAGGUGUCCACGGAGGAGAGCGAGCCCAUGGAGGUGUGCGCCGUCCUGGAGGCCCCGGAGAGCGAGCCGGCCCGGAGGAAGAAAGCCGGACGAAAGCCAAAGAUGCACCAGUCAGCGGUUUCGAACGGCUCGCCUGACCUGGGUAUGAAGAAGAAGCCGAGGGAGGGCAAGGGUAACACCACCUACCUGUGGGAGUUUUUGCUGGACCUCCUUCAGGACAAGAACACCUGCCCCAGGUACAUCAAGUGGACGCAAAGGGAGAAGGGCAUCUUCAAACUGGUGGACUCCAAAGCCGUCUCUAAGCUGUGGGGCAAGCACAAGAACAAGCCUGACAUGAACUAUGAGACCAUGGGGAGGGCCCUACGGUACUAUUACCAGAGAGGGAUCCUGGCCAAGGUGGAGGGCCAGCGGCUGGUGUACCAGUUCAAAGACAUGCCCAAGAACAUCGUGGUGAUCGACGAGGAGAAGGCGGAGGGCCCCCCGGGGGCGGAGCGGUCUCACGAGCGCGUGCCCCCCGCCUCCGAGGCGCUCCUGGGCGCGCCCGAGCUGGCCGCCGCCCCCGGCGUCCCGCGCGGGGCCGUCCGGGCCCUGGCCUCGCCCGCCAAGGGGAGGAGCGGCCAGCCCACCACCCGGAUAGUGACCGUCACGCCGGUCUCCGACGCCGGCCAAUCGCUGCAGGCGUCCCACACCGCCGUCAUUCCCACCGCCUCGGGGCCCAGGACAGUACGUGUGGCCAUGCAGGUUCCCGUGGUGAUGACGACGUCGCUGGGCCAGAAGAUCUCCACGAUGGCGGUGCACUCGUCCGGCUCGCCCCUCCCCGGCGGGGGGGCGGCGGGGGCCCCCAAGGUGGUCUUCCAGACCAUCCCCACGGUGGUGCCGGCCACGGCGGAGAACGGCGACAAGAUCACCGUCCAGCUGGCCAAGAUCAUCACCAUCCCCGCCAGCCAGCUGGCUCAGUGCCAGCUGCAGGCCAAGCCCGGGCACGGCGCCACCGCGUCCGGCAUCAACCUGGUGGGGGCGCCGCUGGCCGUCCGGGCCCUGACGCCCGUGUCGGUGGCGGCGGGGACGCACGUGGUGAGGCUGGCGGUGCCCGCCCAGCAGCCGUCGGCCCGGCCCCAGGCCCGCGUCGGCACCACCACCGCCGUCGCCGCCGCCGUCGUCAGGCUGCCCGAAGCCAAGCAGGACGUCGGCGCGGCGGCUGCGGCCGAGGCUCCGCCCCGGCAGGACUGUACGGCGGCCGAGGCCCCCGGAACAGAGGCCGACGCCGUCUCCGUCACACAAGCAGAGUCCCCGGAAUGCUGA
Anguilla anguilla (European eel) is the source of this 2444-nucleotide messenger RNA. Its product is annotated as ETS-related transcription factor Elf-2-like. The transcript is spliced from 10 exons. The record is from RefSeq and is a predicted model, not a curated record. Gene Ontology annotation, biological process: regulation of transcription by RNA polymerase II; cell differentiation. Gene Ontology annotation, cellular component: nucleus. Gene Ontology annotation, molecular function: DNA-binding transcription factor activity, RNA polymerase II-specific; sequence-specific DNA binding. The coding region runs from base 609 to 2444 and encodes 611 amino acids. NCBI's taxonomy places the organism in Eukaryota, Metazoa, Chordata, Actinopteri, Anguilliformes, Anguillidae.